GAAAUGUUUAUCUAUUUGCUAGUGUCUUUUUUCCUUCUGGGAACCCUUUGUUCUUGCAUUGUCGUUACAGAUGAAAACGAAUUGUGGCAAUGUUAUUGCCCUCUUACCAAGAUUGCUGUCUAAAUGUUCGAUAAAAUGACUCAGUAACAAAACUGUUGUACUAGAAGUAGAACUGAGAUAAACAUUGGUUUCUCUUUUCAGUUUCUGUUGCUUUCUUAGAAUUAACUUAUGAUUUUUCUCUGCUUUAACUUGAAUAAUACUGCUGACUAUUGGGACUAUAUUCUAUUAUUACUUUGGCUGUGAGAAAAACGUUGAAGCAGUUGAUAUUUGCUUGCAUUUUACCUUACCAAUCUGUUUUCUUUCUGUGUUACUCUUACUCUCAGAAGAUUCAUUGUUAAGUUGGGGCAGCUUGUUAAUUAGAUUCAGUGUCUACUUCUUCUUAGUGGAUUAAGGCCUUAGCAUCUUGGGGCGUGGGAGGAGCUUUGAAUUGUAUCAGAAAAGUGAAACAGAAAUGUCUCUAAGGCGGUUCUUUGGGUUUUCUGAUGGUGAGCUGAUGAGGUCCGAUGCAAAACCUUGUUCCAGAUUGAUGCGACAGACUGCCGGAAUUUUUACUGUUGGAGGAGGGUUGGGAUUUUGGAUUCUUUGUAGAUUGCAUUAUGGUCCAAGAAUUACAGUUCCUAGAAGUCUCAGAUGGGCAGCUUGUGGAGCAGUAACCGUAAGCUCAACCUCUGCUUUGCUGGUACGCUUACUGAGUCCCGAGUGUGAACCCCAAAACAUAGCUGCUUAUGACACUGGAAAAUAGCACUGGUUAUUGAAGUUUGAGAUACUUUUGUUAGUCAAUUAUAUUAGUCUUUUAAAUACAACUAGUUUCGAGAUAGACCACCAGGAUUGGUUCAUUUUCAAGUCUAGGUCUGCCUCGGAAUGGAUGUACCUUUAAAGAACAUAAUGAUUAAGCUUUUUGAAAUGUUUGUUCUUGUAUGAAAGUUUGUUGUAUU
Ziziphus jujuba (common jujube) is the source of this 995-nucleotide messenger RNA. RefSeq lists its product as uncharacterized. Bases 512 to 802 code for a protein of 96 amino acids. The record is from RefSeq and is a predicted model, not a curated record. The transcript is spliced from 2 exons. Lineage: Eukaryota; Viridiplantae; Streptophyta; Magnoliopsida; Rosales; Rhamnaceae.